AUUGAAAUUUCCUCCCUUCCACCACCCCCCCUCCCUCCCCCCGCCCCGUGUCUGCAGAUAAAGUCUUUAAAAAGAGGCCGGGGACUGGGAGAGGCACUUCCUAACUGUGUGAGGAGGUGAGAGGAGUCGCCCGCCAGCUCUUUGUUUGAAUCCUGAAUCCUGAUCAGGUGCUCGAUAAUACUUUCAAUAAUUCUAAUCAAUAAUCUGCUGCUGCGAUGGCCAGCUCUGGGGCACAGCUGUGCGGCUUCCUGCUCUCUCUGAUCGGCAUGGCGACCACUCUCGCUGCCUCUUUGAUGGUUGAAUGGGAAGAAUUGGUUUCAUUAUCAUCAACCCGGAUUCAUGCGGGUCUGUGGAUGAAGUGUUCCACCACGAAAGACAGUUUCUGCUGUGAAUACCAUGAUUCGUUAAUUGGCCUGGAAGGUUCAAUCCAUGUCACCAGGUCCCUGAUACUGGUCAGCCUCGUCCUCUCCGCUCUGGCUCUGUUCUUCUCCAUAGUUGGAAUGAAGUGCACCCGCUUCAUGGACGGAAAGGACAAGGUCAAAUCCCGUACGGCCAUGUCUGGAGGAAUCAUGCUGAUCAUCUCAGGCCUUCUGACGAUCAUCAUCACCUCCUGGUACACACAAGCGGUUGUGGAGAACUUCCAUCAAACACAGGGUCCACAGAGGCCUGAGUUUGGAUCAGCGAUAUUCAUCAGCUUGACCGGAGGUCUGCUCACCAUGACCGGUGGAGCUUUCCUGAGCUGCCGGCGGUGCUCACGGUCGGAGGCGCCCGGCUCCAACCACAUCAAGCACUACCAGCCGAGCACGCACGCCAACUCCAACUACGUCUAAUGAAGGAGACGCAGGAGGAUCUGACGCUGAAACUCUGCUCUGACUGUUGUUACUGCCUCCGUUCAGAUCGCAGUUUUUCAUGUAACUUUUUUUGUCCAUUAAAGUUGGAGAAGAUUGUUGUUAGAAUCAUGAUGUUUUUCUGCUCCUUUAAAGAGAAGAACCCUGGUUUAUUUGUUCAGAUGAUUCUGUCUUUGUCAACAUUUGUCCUUUAUCUCUUUUAUUCUACACAGUUUUUUGUGUGUGUUUGUGCGUUGAAGGUGUUAAAUUGAUUUCUUGGAAUUCGAGCUGCACUUUGUACUAACAGAUGCUUUAGAGCACAUGUGCCAAACUCAAGGCCCGGGGGCCAAAUGUGGCCCCCAAACCACGGGUUGGGGAUCCCUUAUCUAUACAGUCCUUCUAUUGGAACUGUAGACUUGUAACCAGUACUCAAGUAUAAGUCUGAUGUUUGGAGAGGCUCAGGACGACGCUGGUUUCUCUGUGACACCUGACCACAUUACGUUUCCACGGCGACACCAGAUCAUGUCAGUUAAAGUAUGAGCCAAACUGUAGUAUGAGCCACAGAUUACAGCUGCAGCUUUGUUUCGUUUGGUAUAAGCACUGCAGUACUACUGCAGUACUACUGAAGGGGAAAAUUAGAACUUCUUUUUUGUAAUAAAUUAUUUGGUCAAUCCCGCAGUUUUUUUUUUGUUUGUUUUUUUUUGGUGACUUUAGUCAAUGUAGAGUCGAUCUUCUAAA
Cynoglossus semilaevis (tongue sole) is the source of this 1565-nucleotide messenger RNA. RefSeq names its product claudin-7-like. The coding region runs from base 216 to 830 and encodes 204 amino acids. Gene Ontology annotation, cellular component: bicellular tight junction; membrane. Lineage: Eukaryota; Metazoa; Chordata; Actinopteri; Pleuronectiformes; Cynoglossidae. The record is from RefSeq and is a predicted model, not a curated record. The transcript has 3 exons. Gene Ontology annotation, molecular function: structural molecule activity.